AUGCGUCUGCCCUACGCCCCUUCCACCCCGCCUGCCGACGCAGCCCCGGACACCGCCGACAUUUAUGCCCGCAUCGCGGAACGCAGAAACCCCCGUCCUUUGAUUCCUCUUGACCUAUCCCUUCUUCACAGUCCACCUGUGGCCGAUGGUUGGAACAGCUUCAUCGGAGCUAUUAGGUCGCGCACUUUAAUCGACUCUGGUAUCAUGGAAUUGGCAGUCUGCCGUGUCGCUGUACUUAAUAACGCUAUUUACGAAUGGAAUGCUCACGCUCCGCUGGCUCUGAAAGGCGGCAUUAAGCCGGAUCAAUUGCAGGCUGUUCUUACACUUCCCUGCACCGCCGAGGGAGACAUUGUUGAGCUUGAGAAUAGCGUACUCACCGCGCAGCAGCGCGCUGUUCUACGCUAUACCGAUCAGAUGACUCGCACCAUCAGGGUUCAAGAUGCUGUUUUUGCUGAAUUGAAGACGGUCGGGUACGGUGACCGCGAAAUCGUGGAGCUGACCACCGGAAUUGCCGGUUAUAACUGUGUGAGUCGGUUCUUGGUUGCGUUGGACGUCGGCGAGAAUAAUGCUGGCGAGAUGAAGAGUGCGGAUGAGUUGGUCGCUACUCUUCAAUAG
This is a messenger RNA of Penicillium digitatum Pd1, 615 nucleotides long. Its product is annotated as carboxymuconolactone decarboxylase family protein. Lineage: Eukaryota; Fungi; Ascomycota; Eurotiomycetes; Eurotiales; Aspergillaceae. Gene Ontology annotation, molecular function: peroxiredoxin activity. The record is from RefSeq and is a predicted model, not a curated record.